UUCCUGCCCAUCCAUUACUGCCGCCUCCGCCGUCCCGAGAUCCUGAACGACCGCCACCGCACAAUGUCCCACGACAAAGGAAAGCUCCCGACCGUCAACCCGGCGGACUUGUCUCAGGAGAAGGAUAACGACACAGCCCUUGCUAUUCUCAAGAAGAAAUCGGCUCCCAACAAGCUCAUUGUCGAUGAUGCUGUCAACGACGACAGCUCCCUGUGCGCGAUGCACACCGAGACCCUUGACGAACUGGGCCUCUUCCGAGGUGACACGGUCCUGAUCAAGGGCAAGAAGCAUAAGGACACUGUUCUUAUCGUCCUGGCCGACGACGAGGUAGAACGAAACAAGAUCCGGAUCAACAAGGUUGUCCGUGGAAAUCUGCGCGUGCGCCUGGGCGACAUUGUCUCGGUCCACCCCUGCCCCGACAUCAAAUACGGAAAGCGCAUCCACGUCUUGCCGAUAGACGACACCAUCGAGGGCAUCACCGGCAACUUGUUUGAUGUUUUCCUCAAGCCCUACUUCCUGGAAGCCUACCGCCCCGUCCGAAAAGGCGACAACUUCAUUGUCCGCGGCGGCAUGCGCGCUGUCGAGUUCAAAGUCGUCGAGACGGACCCCUCGCCGUAUUGCAUUGUCGCCCAAGACACCGUCAUUCACUGCGAGGGCGAUCCUAUCCGGCGCGAGGACGAGGAGUCGACCCUCAACGAAGUCGGCUACGACGACAUUGGUGGAUGCCGAAAGCAGCUUGCUCAGAUCCGAGAGCUUGUGGAGCUGCCCCUCCGACACCCCCAGCUUUUCAAGAGCAUCGGCAUCAAGCCCCCCCGCGGUAUCCUCAUGUACGGUCCUCCCGGCACGGGCAAGACUCUGAUCGCUCGUGCUGUCGCCAAUGAGACCGGCGCCUUCUUCUUCCUCAUCAAUGGUCCCGAGAUCAUGUCCAAGAUGGCCGGCGAGUCCGAGAGCAACCUCCGAAAGGCCUUUGAGGAAGCCGAGAAGAACAGCCCUGCCAUCAUUUUCAUUGAUGAAAUCGACUCGAUCGCUCCCAAGCGUGAGAAGACCAACGGCGAAGUCGAGCGCCGUGUUGUGUCCCAGCUCUUGACCCUUAUGGAUGGUCUGAAAGCCCGGUCCAACGUUGUUGUCAUGGCCGCCACCAACCGACCCAACAGCAUCGACCCUGCGCUCCGACGCUUCGGUCGAUUCGAUCGCGAGGUGGACAUUGGUAUCCCUGAUCCCACUGGUCGUCUGGAGAUUCUCCGCAUCCACACCAAGAACAUGAAGCUGGCCGAUGAUGUCGAUCUUGAGCAGAUUGCUGCCGAGACCCACGGCUACGUCGGCUCCGAUAUGGCCUCGCUCUGCUCCGAGGCUGCCCUCCAGCAGAUCCGCGAGAAGAUGGAUCUGAUCGAUCUCGACGAAGACACCAUCGAUGCCGAGGUCCUGGACAGCCUGGCCAUCACCAUGGCCAACUUCAAGUACGCCCUCGGCGUCUCGAACCCCGCUGCCCUCCGCGAGACUGUUGUCGAGGUGCCCACCGUCACCUGGGACGACAUUGGUGGUCUCGAGAAGGUCAAGCAAGAGCUCAAGGAGACGGUGCAGUACCCCGUCGAGCAUCCGGAGAAGUUCCUCAAGUUCGGCAUGAGCCCCAGCAAGGGCGUGCUGUUCUAUGGCCCGCCCGGCUGUGGCAAGACGCUGCUGGCCAAGGCCAUUGCCAACGAGUGCCAGGCCAACUUCAUCUCCAUCAAGGGCCCCGAGCUGCUCACCAUGUGGUUCGGCGAGUCCGAGGCCAACGUCCGUGACGUCUUUGACAAGGCCCGCUCGGCCGCCCCGUGUGUCAUGUUCUUUGACGAGCUCGACUCGAUUGCCAAGGCCCGUGGCGGCAGCCAGGGCGAUGCCGGCGGCGCCGGCGACCGUGUGCUGAACCAGCUCCUGACCGAGAUGGACGGCAUGAACGCCAAGAAGAAUGUCUUUGUCAUCGGCGCCACCAACCGCCCGGACCAGAUCGAUCCCGCCCUGCUCCGACCUGGUCGUCUCGACCAGCUCAUCUACAUUCCUCUGCCUGAUGAGGAGUCUCGCAAGCAGAUUCUCAAGGCUACCCUGCGCAAGUCUCCUGUCUCCAAGAACGUCGAUCUGUCGUUCAUGGCCAAGAACACCCACGGCUUCUCUGCUGCCGAUUUGACCGAGAUCUGCCAGCGUGCUUGCAAGCUGGCCAUCCGCGAGUCCAUCGACCAGGAAAUCCGGAACGAGAACGCUAAGAAGGAAGCCCAACAGCGCGGCGAGGAGAUCAUGGACGAUGAUAUCGAUCCCGUCCCCGAGCUCACCGUCGCCCACUUUGAGGAGGCCAUGAGAUUUGCCCGCCGCUCCGUCUCGGACAACGACAUCCGCAAGUACGAGAUGUUUGCCCAGAACCUGCAGCAGCGUCUCGGAUACGGAAGCAACUUCAAGUUCCCGCAGUCCUCUGGCGCCCCAAGCGGUGCCGCCGGCGCUUCCAACACCGAAGACGCCAGCCAGAACGACGACGAUCUGUACGCUUAAGCGACGCCCACCGGUCAGGUUUUUGCCACUGUUUGUACCUCAAACGCAGCUUCAUCCACGAAAAAAAAUCGGGACGCCCAGACCUCAAGGGCUCGCAGUCGCAUCAGAACGACAUGAGAGCUCCCUUUGAGGACCGACAGCAUGCAUCCACUAUCUUUGAGGACGCGCGGCCUGUUGCCCUUCUGGUCCUGCAUUGAUGAAUAUACAUCGCACCGACACACUCCUCGCAUAUAUGGUGCUGCGAGAA
Polychytrium aggregatum is the source of this 2764-nucleotide messenger RNA. Its product is annotated as P-loop containing nucleoside triphosphate hydrolase protein. The transcript is spliced from 9 exons. The coding region runs from base 64 to 2517 and encodes 817 amino acids. Gene Ontology annotation, cellular component: nucleus; cytosol; VCP-NPL4-UFD1 AAA ATPase complex. The record is from RefSeq and is a predicted model, not a curated record. Lineage: Eukaryota; Fungi; Chytridiomycota; Chytridiomycetes; Polychytriales. Gene Ontology annotation, biological process: retrograde protein transport, ER to cytosol; mitotic spindle disassembly; autophagosome maturation. Gene Ontology annotation, molecular function: polyubiquitin modification-dependent protein binding; ATP hydrolysis activity; ATP binding.